AUGGCUUUCUCCGCUAAAGAUCACAAUUUAGGUGAAAAAGGCAGGACCACCAACUUUGGUGGCUCUACGCUGGAUUCCAGCCAUAAUCCAGGCAACAAUAUGUUUACAUAUGCUUCAUUCUUCAAGGAUAUCAACUCGCAAAAGAGAACUCCAUUCAAGAUCACCCCUUCCAUUUCUAAUAAUGGUGUUAUCGGCAAAGCUCUUGACUUCACGUCCACCUUCGUUGAAGCCCAGGAUGAUUUCUCUCUGAUCAUCGACUGUGUACAGUUCGUCGGCAUGCACUUCAAGGAGAAAUCGUUAUCAAGCUGUCUCCGUGAACAAUAUCCCAAAGGUCUUGGUAUUCGACACCGUGUGGUUGGCAAGAAUCACAAAGUCAUUGAAAUCAACUUCCCCACAGAAGAGGAUUGUAUGGAAGCCUUGCAGAAAGAGUUUAUUCUCCAAGGUGCAACUAUCCAAGUCAACAAGACCCUGGACAAGCAUGCCAACAUCUUUCGAGUUAGCAUUUCGGCCAUUCCUUACAAGCCGGUGGAGGUACUCCAACCUCUGUUGAUCAAAGCCUUUGAAGAAUAUGGUGAUAUCCUCAAUGUCGGGCUCUGCCACUCCAAGGAUGGGGAUUGGUUCACUGGACGCGGCUUCGUCACCCUUAAUAUCGACAAAUCCAAACAUUAUGCAGCCGAGUUGAAGCCUCAGGUCGCACUUGAUGGCUCGCAGGAGAAUCUCCGCUUGACAUGGGCAAACAUGCAACCCAUCUGUUCGGAUUGCCAUACCGAUGAUCACGUCAAGGCUGACUGUCCUAGGAAGAAAAGGAAGGCCUGCCAUAAAUGCGGUAGCCUUGAGCAUCUGAUUGCUACUUGCCCCCAGGCUUACUGGAAUAGGAAGAAGGACCAACCAUCCCAAGACCGUCGCCGUCGCAAUUCUGACACCCAGGGGAACCCUCCCGCUCCAAAGCCUACUGGAAGAGAAAUUGAUCUUCUAGAGCUAAUGCAAGUACCCAAGCCGAAGUACCUUAACAAACAGAAGGCAACGACUAGAGGCGAAUCCUCUAUGGACACCAGUGACACGGAAUCGGUUGCAUCCGCGGCAUCUUCUGAACCUGUGCAAGACGUUCCUAUGCAAGCGAUUCAGGAGACAAUCGAGCCUCAUGGCACAGAGGUUAUCACUGAAACUUCUAGCACAGAGGUUCCUGCUGACUCUUCAAACAGCGAAGCUCUCAAGGAUGACAAACUGGGUGCAACCCAGGAGGAUCAAUCGGCCAACCAGCCUGUCGCGCCAAGCUCUGACGAAUCUGAAUACGAAGACACCAGUAGUACUGGAGAGGAGGACUCGGACAGUCUCACCACAGCUAACUUCAGGAAUCGUUACAAUCUUCGUGAUGUCAGACCACCGGUCUCCAGCCGUAAGGAUGAUACAACGCCUGAGACAUCCCACAAGAGGAAUGCAAUGGAUUCCACCCCCAUGGGAUCGGAUGAAGAAGGACAUGCCAAGAAGCUCUUCAAGCAACAAGAGCCUCAUGGCACGGCGGAUGCAGCGUAUGGCGCCUCAUCAACAACCACUUCAUUAUAA
This is a messenger RNA of Mucor velutinosus, 1563 nucleotides long. RefSeq lists its product as uncharacterized. The record is from RefSeq and is a predicted model, not a curated record. The coding region runs from base 1 to 1563 and encodes 520 amino acids. Gene Ontology annotation, molecular function: zinc ion binding; RNA binding. The transcript has a single exon. NCBI's taxonomy places the organism in Eukaryota, Fungi, Mucoromycota, Mucoromycetes, Mucorales, Mucoraceae.